AUGCUAACAAGAACUGCAGUUAGUGGUCCACAGGUAUUUAGUUACCAGAAACUCUCCAAGGCUACUAAAGGCUUCAGCAAAGAUAACUUAUUGGGAACUGGAGGCUUUGCAAGUGUUUACAAGGGGGUGUUUUAUGAUUCUGCUACAACUGUAGCUGUUAAACAAAUCAACGCGACAUCUAAGCAAGGUGAGAAGGAAUACAUGGCUGAAAUAUGUACAAUUGGGCGCCUAAGGCACAAAAACUUGUUGCAGCUACUAGGCUGGUGCCAUGACGGAGAGAAACUCCUGUUAGUGUAUGAGUACAUGCCAAAUGGAAGCCUUGAUAAAUACAUCGGCAAGAUUUUUCUUGAUUGGGACACCAGAUUCAAGAUUCUAUCAGGUCUAGCAUCAUCACUUGUGUAUCUUCAUGAAGAAUGUGGUAAUCCUAUUGUACAUCGAGACAUUAAGCCGAACAAUGUGAUGCUAGACACCAAGUAUAAUGCUCACUUGGGUGAUUUUGGGCUAGCAAGAUUACUCCAUAAUGAGAACUUUGUUACAACAAUGGUGGCUGGCACUCCAGGAUACCUAGCACCGGAAGUUAGCUACACAGGGAGAGCUAUCCCGGAGUCUGAUGUCUAUAGUUUUGGAAUGGUUGUAUUAGAAGUGGUAUGUGGACGAAGAUCAAAAGGGAUUAUGGAUGAAAAUAGCUUAGUCGAUAAAGUAUGGAGUUCAUAUGAGAAUGGUACAUUAUUGGAAUGUAUGGAUCAAACACUUGAUGGGAAAUUUGACAAUGUACAAGCUCAAAGGUGUUUUAUCACUGGAUUAGCAUGUUUACACCCUGAUAGAACUCUUCGGCCUAAAAUGAGAAAAGUAGUGCAAGUGUUUAUGAAUCCUGACGAGCCAUUAAUGAAAUUGCCCGAGUCUCGUCCUAGUAUUGUUUGUGUUUCAUGGCAUUCUCCUACUUGUUCAACAAUAACUACUAGUCUAGAUAGCAUGAAGCACAUUCCGGAUGAAGUGACAGUCUCUUAUGAGGAUGCUUCUCAGACAAAGAAACUACAUAUAUGGUUUUAA
Solanum pennellii is the source of this 1050-nucleotide messenger RNA. RefSeq names its product probable L-type lectin-domain containing receptor kinase S.7. NCBI's taxonomy places the organism in Eukaryota, Viridiplantae, Streptophyta, Magnoliopsida, Solanales, Solanaceae. Gene Ontology annotation, molecular function: protein kinase activity; ATP binding. The record is from RefSeq and is a predicted model, not a curated record. Gene Ontology annotation, cellular component: plasma membrane. Gene Ontology annotation, biological process: protein phosphorylation. The transcript is spliced from 2 exons. The coding region runs from base 1 to 1050 and encodes 349 amino acids.